UUGUGCACCUAUCUGAAUAAGACAGACUUUGGUUGAAGGUUUUUUGAUCUCCUCUCUUUCUAAGCCUCAAAAGCUCAUAAUGGCUGCAACAUCCAUGAAAUCAGCGGCAUCCGUCCUGUUACUCCUCAAUCUCCUGAUCUACUUCGUUGUGAUUGUCAUCGCCGGGUGGGCCGUGAAUCAUGCGAUUGUGAGAUCUAGGGAAACUGCUUCAGUUUUGACGAUCCCGGCCCAUAUAUUCCCGAUAUACUUUCCGGUCGGAAACAUGGCGACUGGAUUCCUAGUCAUCUUCUCACUGAUCGCAGGGAUCGUGGGCAUGACGACUUCAGCCACUGGCUACCUGAACAUCACUGAAGGGGGUAUCUUAAACUUGCACGCAGCUGCCGCCUCUUCUCUCAUCACGUUGCUCCUAACUUUUUUGGCUAUGGGAUUGGCAUGUAAGGAAAUCGAGAUCGGCUGGACUGGUGCGAAUCUGAGAACCCUUGAAGUGCUCUUGAUAUUCGUGAGCGCAACCCAGCUCUUCUGCACCAGUGCCCUUCAUGCCGGAGUUUCAGAAGUUACAGCGGACCCAAGUGCCUACGGCAUUGGAAGAGUUUGAAGUCGAUCCUACCAUGUCUGGCCUAAGCUGCUCAAACAAGCUCUUACUUCGAAAACGUCAUUCAGUCCCAACCUUCUGUCAUUCAGUCCCAACCUUCUGUUCUGUAAUUCUUUUUGCCCCCCCUCCUUUCUUUCUUGUAUAAUCCUCAAGGGGCUGGUUUGGUUAUCUGAAGCGAGUGCUUGAUCUGAUGUAUUCUCGUGUGUCUGUGUGAAUGUUCAUAAUCACUGAUAAAGAAAGAAACCCGUGCUUCUAAAAUCAUGAUGUUUAUAAUGAGGAUGAAUCGCAGCAUCAAAAGGA
Molecule: messenger RNA, 892 nt
Organism: Eucalyptus grandis
Lineage: Eukaryota; Viridiplantae; Streptophyta; Magnoliopsida; Myrtales; Myrtaceae
Product: membrane protein PM19L
Exons: 4
Coding region: 80-595 (171 amino acids)
Source: RefSeq, a predicted model, not a curated record